Molecule: messenger RNA, 438 nt
Organism: Phytophthora nicotianae INRA-310
Lineage: Eukaryota; Oomycota; Peronosporomycetes; Peronosporales; Peronosporaceae
Exons: 4
Coding region: 1-438 (145 amino acids)
Biological process (GO): regulation of DNA-templated transcription
Cellular component (GO): chromatin; nucleus
Molecular function (GO): histone H3K36 methyltransferase activity
Source: RefSeq, a predicted model, not a curated record
AUGGAUGACUUUGUAGAAGACGACGAUGCAUCUCGCUUCAAGCGUAGUCGCUUUUCAGAUAUUCUGGUUUCAGAUACUAGAACUGUUGUGCAAGCGUACGGGGAAUAUUGUCCGAUUUCCCGCAAUGAGUACAUUUGUCGAAUGGAGAAGCAUAUGGAAAAGACUGACGACAAUGAAAUUUGUGGAGGCGACUGCGAGAAUCGUGCCAUGCAAAUCGAAUGCGUCACGGGCAACUGCACAACAGGUAGAAAUUGUAGCAACCAACGAUUCCAGCGGUCUGCCUGUGCAUCCCUAUUCUUGGCGCAAACUGCUGAAAAGGGGAUAGUUCUCUUCGCAAAUGAGUUUAUCGAGCGUGAAGAGCUUGUGAUUGAGUACACAGGCGAAGUGAUGGACAACAACGAGUACAAGCGAAGACAACAGGUACGACUACGUUCGUAG